ACUCUGAGUAGCUGGGCUAUAAAGGAAAUGACUGCUCUGGAACUAGGACUACAUUUCCAGACGGUAGUGGCAGCCAAGGGAAGGAUGGAGGCAUUUCAAAUUCCCCAACUGAGGCAAAAUUAUAUCACCCAUAUGGAAUCAGGAAAUCAAACACAUGCUUCACAAUUUCUCCUCUUGGGAUUUUCAGCAAAGUCGGAGAUUCAGUGCCUGCUCUUUGGGCUGUUCCUGUGCAUAUACUUGGUCGCAUUCACUGGGAACCUGCUCAUCAUCCUGGCCAUCUGCUCAGACUCCCAACUCCACAUACCCAUGUACUUCUUCCUCUCCAACCUGUCCUUUGCUGACAUCUGUUUCACCUCCACCACCGUCCCCAAGAUGCUGCUGAACAUCCAGACUCAGAGAAAAGUUAUCACCUAUGCAGGCUGCCUCAGCCAGACAUUUUUUUUCUUUGUGUUUGGAUGCGUGGACAAUUUACUCCUGACCGUGAUGGCCUAUGACCGCUUUGUGGCCAUCUGUCACCCUCUGCACUACUCAGUCAUCAUGAACCCCCAGUUCUGUGGGAUGCUGGCCUUGGGAUCCUGGUGCAUCAGUGUCAUGGGCUCUCUGCUCGAGACCUUGACCCUUUUGAAGCUGUCCUUCUGCACAAACAUGGAAAUUCCACACUUUUUUUGCCAUCUUCCUGAAGUCCUGAAGCUCGCUUGUUCUGACACCUUCAUCAAUAACUUAGUGGUAUAUUUUGUGACUAUUGUCCUAGGUAUUUUUCCUCUCUCUGGGAUCCUCUUUUCUUAUUCUCAGAUUUUCUCCUCCAUCCUGAGAAUUUCAUCAGCCAGGGGCAAGUACAAAGCCUUUUCCACGUGUGGGUCUCACCUCUCGGUGGUCUCCUUGUUCUAUGGCACAGGGCUUGGGGUCUACCUCAGUUCUGCAGCAACUUCAUCCUCCAGGACGAGUCUGGUGGCCUCGGUGAUGUACACCAUUGUCACCCCCAUGCUGAACCCCUUCAUCUACAGCUUGAGGAACAAGGAAGUGAAGGGGGCCCUGAGCAGGCUCCUUGGCAGGGUGGUGACUCUCAGCGUCAGAACCAUUAUAGGACUCUCUUGA
Leptonychotes weddellii (Weddell seal) is the source of this 1095-nucleotide messenger RNA. NCBI's taxonomy places the organism in Eukaryota, Metazoa, Chordata, Mammalia, Carnivora, Phocidae. The record is from RefSeq and is a predicted model, not a curated record.